AGGUGAGAACACUCGUCAUCACUGCCACCAGCUAUGGCAGGUGAGAACACUCGUCAUCACUGCCACCAGCUAUGGCAGGUGAGAAACACUCGUCAUCCAGGUCAAUAACACCAUCCAAGACUUGCCUCCGGUGGAGGAGAUAACAACCAUGCUGCAGGGAACGUACAUCAACAACAUUCAUUGUCUGAGAAUCGUUGAUCUGCUCAAGGAGACAGAAGCGGGAAGUAAAAACAUGUUUGGGAGAUCGCAGCGCAUGAAGGAUUGGUGUGAGAUUCUCAAACUACAUGAAAAGGAUGGCGUUUAUUUAGCUGAAGUCGCGCAAAUCUUGAUGAGGAAUGUUAAUUAUGAGGUAACUGCACUGAAGAAACAGAUCGUGAAAUGUAAACAGAUUCAGAAGGAUAUGGGCAAUAAGAUAAAAUCAGAGCUGUUAUCGUUAGUGAAACAUCUUCCUGCCGAGUUUGAUAGAAUAACAACAGCUACCAGGGACCUCAAAGAACCAGUCAACUUGUAUGAAAUGUUCAUCGAGUUCACAUUAAAAAAGUUCUGAUAUAACAUCAAGUCGCUCCCUGAUCAUCAGAUACCUCCAGCAGAGAGGUAACACCACCAUCUUUGAAUACCACAUGGGUGAGUAGCCGACCGUGAUCCACCUGGCUGAGUAUGCGGUCAUUUGGAGGAGAAGAGAGAUGACACGGAGGAGGCUGGAGAGUUAAGGGUUAAAGUGGUGUUGAGCAACACUUCAUCAAUAUCGUUAUUCUGGAUGGCAAUUUAGGAUAGAAGUGUGAAAUAUAGGGAAAUGAAAUAAUACAGGACUCAGGAUAGGUUGUUUUCUUUAAGACCAAAAGA
Messenger RNA from Lineus longissimus, 843 nucleotides. Its product is annotated as CDK5 regulatory subunit-associated protein 3-like. Gene Ontology annotation, cellular component: endomembrane system. Gene Ontology annotation, biological process: regulation of mitotic cell cycle; regulation of cyclin-dependent protein serine/threonine kinase activity. The coding region runs from base 149 to 547 and encodes 132 amino acids. The transcript has 7 exons. Lineage: Eukaryota; Metazoa; Nemertea; Pilidiophora; Heteronemertea; Lineidae. The record is from RefSeq and is a predicted model, not a curated record.